GAAAAUACAUUUCUAAAAACCCCAAAAAAAAAAUUUAUAAAUUUUACAAAAUUUCCAGUGCUAAGAUAUUAGAUCACUUAAAACCUAACUAAAAACCAAGAAGAACCAACGCAUAGUUUCAUACAUACCAUUGAGUACUAGGUAACUCCAAACAAGAUGGCUGAAACGGAAUAUGGCGAUGAGGGGGAGUUUGAGAACGAUGAAAUGGACAUGGGCACCAUGAACGAGGGCAUGGAAGAGGGCAAUGAUGAGGAUCUAUUCUCACGCCUCGGCUCCUCAUCCGACGAUCCCGAGCAGAAGCGCAUGUACAUGGAAUAUCUGGCGCUGAUUAAGGAAAUCGAUUGCCAGAAUAAAAUCAUACAGGACAUAAAAGCGGAGGUGGUCGACAUGUGUGGCAAGCCCUGCAAAACUCGGAAUGAGCUGCGGGAGAUUAAACGUUUGCGCAUUUGCAUGGAACAGGAGAACAUUAAGUUGCAUACGAUGAUGAAUCGAGCGGUGGAGCUGCAGAAUUAUGGCUCACAUCGUCACUAUCGUGAGCUCAACUUGACCACAACCAUGGAUGAUGAUAAUAUAUCGCCCUACUGUAUGCCGCCUUGUGGUGCCGGCAUGGGCAGCGGCCCAACCCAACCCACUGAUUGCGAGGAGGAUAUGGCCUCCAGCUGUGGCCAAGGCGAUGGCAAUGAGGAUCGCUUGAUGAAGGCGCUGGACAAGGCAAUGAAGAAAAUGAAGGGCGCCUGUCCGGAGGAUAUGAAAAUGAUGCAGGAAAUUGCCUGCGCCAUUAUGGCUUCCAAAUCGGCCAAGGCCAAAUCCGUUUGCAGACCCUGCCCGCCGCCCUGCCCGCAGCCCUGUCCAGAGAGCAGCAGCAGCAGCGUCUGUCCACAACCUCCGCGUCCACCCUGUCGCCAGUCCAAACGUCAACGCCCCUGCGAACCUCCCUGCCCACCACCACCUUGUCCGCCACCCUGCGGCAAAAGUGACUCGCUGGACAAGCUCAAGCGACGCAUUGUCAACAUGCAGUGCUCGGUUAAGAAGCUGCUCACGGAGGUCAGUCGACGCGAAACGCAGGACCCAUGCGGCGACGAAGCAAGCUCCGAGGAGGAUGAUGAACCCUGCAAUGGAAAUGGCAAAUCCUCGCGUCCACCUUGCCCCGAGGAUCCCGAUCCGCUGGUCAUCUGCGGCGGCAAACGCAACACCAAGGCGGACAAGUAUGAGAAAAUGAAGGAGAACUAUACGCGACUGCUGACGCAGUUCCAGCGCAAGGAUUGUCAGCUCAAGGAGCUGGAAAAGCGCAUGAAAGGCUUUGUUGGAGGCAGCUGCGGCGGUGGCAAAAAUGCCUCCGAUGCGGAUGCAGCGGAGCUGAAUUUGCUGCGUGCGCGCGUCAAUGAGCUGAAGGAGGAGCAAAUGGAGUUCAAGUGCAUUAUGAAGGAACAGUCGCAACAGCUGGAGGACUAUCGCAAUAAAUAUCUGCUCGCUCAGCAGAAGGUCGAGGAGCAGUGCGUCUCGCUGGACAAACUCAAUAUGAACAAUAAGCGCAUCGAGCAGCAGAUUAAUACGGAGGUUAAGGAGAUACGUUCCAAGUUUCAGGAGAAGCUCAAUGAGCUGCUGCAUUUCCCCAAGCUGCUGGAGAAUGAGCAGCUAAAGUUGGCGCAGGUGUGCAAGGAGAAGGAUGAUCUGCAGGCCAAACUGGUGGUGGUCUGCAAGGAGCUGAAAUCCUGCAAGGUGCAAAUGGAGAAUCCACCAGCGGAUUUGCGUCCACAGCUGGCCCAAUGUCAGCUGGAUCUCAGUCAGGCACGCACUGAGAUCGAGGAGCUGCUGCGUCAGCGUGAUCUCUUCUGCGAGCAGCUCAAGUCCACGCAGGAUGAUUUGGACACGCUGCGUACCGAAUCCGCCAAGAUUAUAGCCGGCACCAAGGAGCGCGCCGAAAUGAUUAAAGCGCAGCAACAGGAACAAAUCAAUCGCCUGGAGAAGGAGCUGGCGCAGUGCCGUGCCACAGCCUCCUUGUCGGUCAAUGAUCGCGAGGCUGUCAUACGCGAGAUGCAAGGACAACUCAAUACGCUCUCCUACAGCUUCGACGCGGCCCAGAAACAGAUCAAGACGUUGCGCAAUCACAUUGCCUAUGUGUCCAACGAGAACUGUUUUCCCGUCAAGUGUUAGACGCAGAUCAGACGAUCCACGACGACAACUAUCGACGUGUAUAAUGUGUGAAUGUUUCAGGUGCGCCAAGUGUGCGGCAGCCGGCUAACAAUAUAACUUAUGUCUAUACAACAAAUAUAUAUAUAUAACAUAUAUAACUA
Drosophila busckii is the source of this 2294-nucleotide messenger RNA. Its product is annotated as CG3213. The transcript is spliced from 2 exons. Gene Ontology annotation, cellular component: centrosome. The coding region runs from base 157 to 2154 and encodes 665 amino acids. NCBI's taxonomy places the organism in Eukaryota, Metazoa, Arthropoda, Insecta, Diptera, Drosophilidae. The record is from RefSeq and is a predicted model, not a curated record. Gene Ontology annotation, biological process: regulation of cilium assembly.